Molecule: messenger RNA, 976 nt
Organism: Lactuca sativa (garden lettuce)
Lineage: Eukaryota; Viridiplantae; Streptophyta; Magnoliopsida; Asterales; Asteraceae
Source: RefSeq, a predicted model, not a curated record
AGAGAAACUUAUUAAUUUCAUGAACAAAAGUUGAUCUAUAUUAUAGCAAAAUUUUUUGAAGGUUGUGUUCAACGUAAACAACUGAUUUUGAUAUUUCCAUUUCUACACUAUACUUAAGAGUAUUACUUUGAUGGAAGAUCAUAGACACAUCCUCAAGAUUAUAGUUUUUGAUUAAAGUAAAAAACUAAGAAUACACAUUUGAUAUAUAAGAAAUAAGGAAUAUUAUCACCAUAACUAUAGCAUGUCACCGACGUUAUCUUGUUUAAUGCACCUUUUGUACAAGAUUUUAAUAAGGCAUUGUAUUUUUUUUUCGAAUUUACCAUUUAUAGUAUCGUACUUUCAAUUUUUGUUUUUGUUUUUUCGACAUUAUUCUUUGAAAAUUUUAUCAACUACAUUUUGUAAUUUGUAGAGAUUGAUCCUUCAGUCACAACUCACACGGGAGGGACAAUGAGUUUUUGACAUCAUUAUAAAUGGUGAUAACAUGUUUCAAGAGAUUGAUAUUGUCAAAAUGAGUGGAAAUAUUAAUAGUGCUCUUGUGCUAACAGUCCAUGUUAGCAGGAGGAGUUUGACAAUAAUUUUGCAGAUUGUAAAAGAUAGUCAUACUAUAAUCAGUGCCAUAGAGACCAUAGAGAUCUUUAAAAUUGUUAGAGCUGAGGCUAAUACUUCAAUUGAUGAAGUAAAAGCUUUGCAGAAAUUGAAGAGUUCUUUUCAGUUGGAAUGGCGAUCCAUGUGUUCCACAACAACAUCCAUGGAGUGGAAUUGGGUGAUGAAUAAGGCUGGAAUGUACAACUGGAAUGGGUUGCAAUCAGGAAUUGGGGAUGUCACAUCAAGCACGGUUGUUUAUGGUGUAUUAGAUGCUAAUAUCUGGUGUAUUAGAUUCUUUUAUGCGAUGGUUGUAAAAAGUAGAAUGGAUACAUAUAGAGUACGGUUAAAUAGCUGUAUUUUAUUAGGCAUGUAAUCUAAUACACCCCUCUAC